This is a messenger RNA of Pediculus humanus corporis (human body louse), 1710 nucleotides long. RefSeq names its product molybdopterin cofactor synthesis protein A, putative. The record is from RefSeq and is a predicted model, not a curated record. NCBI's taxonomy places the organism in Eukaryota, Metazoa, Arthropoda, Insecta, Psocodea, Pediculidae. The coding region runs from base 1 to 1710 and encodes 569 amino acids. Gene Ontology annotation, molecular function: metal ion binding; GTP 3',8'-cyclase activity; cyclic pyranopterin monophosphate synthase activity. Gene Ontology annotation, biological process: Mo-molybdopterin cofactor biosynthetic process. The transcript is spliced from 10 exons.
AUGGCGGACGCGCAAGCGUUUUUUUUCCUUUCUUUUUUCUUUUACUUUUUUUUUAAAGUCGUCGCCGGCGUCGGCGUCGUCCGCGUCAUCGUUGUCGUCAUCGUCAUCGUCAGCAGUGGUGCCAACGGGAAAAAAGUCGACGAUGCAGCACAAAAACAUCCUUUAACGGAUAAUUUUGGACGUUUUCACACGUACUUGAGAAUUUCACUAACGGAAAAAUGUAAUUUACGUUGUAAUUAUUGCAUGCCCGAGGAAGGAGUUCAUUUAUCUCAUCGAUCAAAUCUAUUAACGACAGAUGAAAUUUUAAAACUAUCCGAAUUGUUUGUCAGACAAGGAAUUAAAAAAAUAAGAUUAACGGGGGGAGAACCAACGAUAAGAAAAGACCUUUCUGCCCUAAUAAGAGGCUUGAAAAAAUUAAAAGGAUUAACAGAAGGAGUUUCAAUCACGACCAACGGUCUCGUACUAACAAAACAAUUGGUCGAACUUCAAAGAGCCGGUUUGGAUGGAUUAAACAUAAGCCUGGAUACGUUAAAAUCGAAAAAAUUCGAAGAAAUAACGAGGAGAAAAGGUUGGGAAAGAGUUAUGGCCGGCAUUGAUUUAGCUAUACAAUUGGGAUACGACCCUGUUAAGAUCAAUUGCGUCGUCAUGAAAGGUUUCAACGAUGACGAAAUCAUCGAUUUCGUUGACAUGACGAAAUAUCGAAAUCUCGACGUGCGAUUUAUCGAAUACAUGCCUUUUGACGGAAAUAAAUGGACCGGGAAAAAAUUCCUACCGUAUCAUUCGAUGAUCGAAAUGAUACGAGAAAAAUAUCCGGAUUUCACGAGGAUGCCUGACGGACCUAACGACACGUCAAAGAGCUACAAAAUCCCGGAUUUCAAAGGUCAAAUCGGUUUUAUUACGUCUAUGAGUGAACAUUUUUGCGGAUCUUGCAAUCGUUUAAGAUUAACCGCCGAUGGAAAUUUAAAAGUUUGCUUGUUUGGAAAUACGGAAAUUUCUUUGAGGGAUGCACUGAGAAAUGAUUGCAGUGAAAAUGAUUUAAUAUCUCUCAUAUCGGCAGCGGUAAAAAGGAAAAAAAAACAACACGCAGGUAAUCUUUCAACUUGCCUAAUGUUUCUCGGGGGGAAAUCAAAAACCGAUACCGGAAGUAAACAUUUAAACAAUUUAAAUCUUUCACACUUAUUCCGUUCAAGUAUUCAUAAUUUUCAUUUUUCGAGAACUUUCGCAAGCAAUCGAUUAACUCACGUUGACGAAAAAGGAAAUUCCAAAAUGGUGGAUGUGGGUGACAAGAGAAUAACAACGAGAACUGCGAUCGCUUCGGGAAUCGUUUACGUCGGACCCGAAAUAAGACAAUUAAUAGAGAUGAACCAUCUCAAAAAAGGGGAUGCCAUGUCCGUUGCAAAAAUCGCAGGGAUAUUGGGAGCUAAAAAAACGAGUGAACUCAUUCCUCUCUGUCAUAAUAUACCUUUGAAUAACGUUCAAGUGGAAACCGAGUUACAAGGUGGUGGUAGUGGCGAUUCGGUGUUCAUAACGGCAAAAGCUGCGUGCGAUGGAAAAACCGGAGUCGAAAUGGAAGCUCUGACCGCGGUUAGCAUCGCGGCUUUGACGAUAUACGACAUGUGUAAAGCCGUAAGCCACGACAUGAUAAUUAAAGAAAUUAAAUUAUUGAAAAAAACCGGGGGAUCGAGGGGGGAUUAUAAUAGUAUUACUUAA